AUGUCGAAUUCGUGGAUUUGUGAAACUUGUGGCAACGGGGAGCUGGUAGACGGCAAUAAUGGCUUCUUCUACUGCAGCCUGUGCAACUCACAAACGCAGGACUUCAAGGACACCGGAGUGGCCGAUGAGGACUUUUACGACGAGACUGGCGAUGCACAGGGAGGCCUCUACUCUGCCCGUAACACCCGCCGCGUCAACGUCUCCGCCGUCAAACCCGAGCCCCUUUCCCAACCCCUGGAUAAUAACCCCUUGAGUCAAACCAACAUGGAAAAUGACAAUGCUGCUGCUGAUGCCGUGGGACCCACGGAACCCGAGGAUUUUGGAUUCGACACGGUGGAGGGCUAUUACAGUGAGGUUAGGCUUAGGUAUGUGAAAGGAGUGCAGCGGAUAAUUGAGCUCCAAUGUGAGGCUUUGGUUAGGGAGUUUAAGGAUGAUUGGGGUGACCGGACUUUUGAUGACGCUGAGAUACGCCAACAAGGCGAACCUCCCGAAGAUUUUAAGCCGCGCUCUAAAUACAGAGACGAACCUCACACAAGGUUUGGUCAGCGAGCAGUAAUGGUAUGGUUUAGGUCCUUGAGAAACACUAUACCAUUAUCUUAUACUUUAGCCAUUUCCUUUCUGGCUUGUCAUCUUUCCAGGGAAGCAGUCCUACCGACAGACAUAGUAAAAUGGUCAGUUGAAGGAAAGCUCCCAUAUUUUUCUGCUUUUCUUGAAAUUGAAAAAGACUUGGGAAGGCCUUCACGUGCCUGCCCAAUAAGUUCAAGCUUAAUGUUUAGACCUUCUGAAUCUGUGCCAGUGCAAAAGUUGGAAGCACUGGCAGCAUCCAUUGCUGAGUCCAUAGGCUUGCACUUACCUCCAGUGAAUUUUUUUGCUAUAGCUUCUCGCUAUCUGAAAAAGUUGUCUCUUCCAGUCGGAAAGGUUCUCCCUCACGCAUGUCGCAUAUAUGAGUGGUCAAUGCCUCCAGAUUUAUGGUUAUCAACAAAUGAGUUGAGGCUUCCUACUCGUGUGUUUGUUAUGUCAAUACUGAUUGUAGCAGUAAGAGUUCUUUAUAAUAUUCAUGGUUUUGGAGAAUGGGAAAAAAGUUUGUCCAGAAUUCAUACUUUGUCUUCCACAUCUAAUCAGAUGGGGGAUCUGGAUCCCACAUCCAAUUCCAAAAUGCAGUCUGGUACUGCAGAGGAUUUAGGUUCUCCAUCCCACAAUUUGGAUGAUACGGAUACAGAGCUUGUUAGAAAUUUGUCAAAUGCUCAGAACUCUGAAUUGGACGCUGCAGAACUUCUAUCCAGCCUUGAAGCAAAGCAUAAUGAAAUUGCUGAUACUUAUGAAUAUUGCAAGGACUUACCAACGUAUCUUCAGUUCUGCAAGGAUGUAGUCUUUGCUGGAUCAAAAUCAUCAUUCAAGGAUCACAAGGAAGAAGAGCUAAUUGAAUUGUUAUGGAACUUUUAUCAGAGUAGAAAGGAUUCUGAAACAGCAGUCGAACAAGGAUUGCUUUGUGGUGAAACUGUUAACCAGAAAAGAUUGAGGGACAAUGAAGAAUGCACUAAUGAUAUAUCUAAAGAAAAAAGGUUUAGUAAUAAAUUGCCUGUUUCUAGACCUUACUCUGGUGAUGAAACUCCCUUCGCGGAUGACCAACAAAGGAGCAAAAAUGGCGAUAAUUCUUGUAGUAGCUCACAGAAUAGUCAGAACUCAGAAGUUAAUGACGCAGAAACUCUCAAAGAGGAAGCCAUUGCUCGAAUGAAAUUAGACAUGGAGGAGAAGAGAUUCUUUUAUAUUCCACCGAGGGUCAACCUCAAAAGAUUUGAUUACCUUCACUAUGUAAGGAAGAAGGAUGAAGGUGCCUACACUUACGUUGCACAUGCUGAUUAUUACAUCUUGCUUCGUGCUUGCGCUAGAGUUGCAGAAGUUGAAAUCCGGUGUAUGCACAUUGCGGUGUUGAGCUUUGAGAGGAGGCUGGCUUGGAUGGAAAAGAGAAUCAACCACUGCUUGCACUUGACCCCUCCUAUUGUCUCAUGCGAGUAUUGUACUGAUAUGGUCCCAGAAAAUACUAAUGCAGAAAAUGAUAUUGAAUCGAUUGGAUUUCCAGAUUUGAAUUUAUGA
Molecule: messenger RNA, 2094 nt
Organism: Prunus armeniaca (apricot)
Lineage: Eukaryota; Viridiplantae; Streptophyta; Magnoliopsida; Rosales; Rosaceae
Source: the annotation of a GenBank genome assembly